UACCGGUCACUGUUUUCAUAAAUUAUUGUUAUUUCUUCAAUGAAUUGGUUUACAUUUUCAUGUUUCUUCUUCUUUUCAAUUUUGAUCUACCAAACCUUUGCAAAAAGGCUGAGCCCACGAGAAAACCGGAUUCUACGAGCAAACUGUGGAAGAUAUGUGCCAGGAUUUACCACUUUGUCCUCUCAUCGCAGAACUUCUGAGGAAUACAAGGCAUUGUACGGUAAAGAAGUGAAAAUUGGUGAAGCCCCAUGGGCGGUCUCAUUGGCUAUGAAGAAGCGAAUUUCUGAUGGCUCGGGAUCUUUUAGAAACGGCGGAAAUAAGUUUUCGGAAAAUGAAUUUGUUCAGCAUGGAACCGGAACAUUAGUCUCUCCAUGGCAUAUUGUAACAGCUGCUCAUUUGAUCGGAAUCAGUGAGGAUCCUCUGCCUGACUGUGAUACUGGAAAUCUCAGAGAAGCGUAUUUCGUGAGAGACUAUAAGAAUUUCGUGGCAUUCGUUAAUGUGACAUGUGCGGUUCCAGAGAUGUGUAAGGGAUUGCAUAGGAAGGAUAUGUUCAAGCCACUGGCGAUAAAGUCGCUCUACAUCCGAAAAGGCUAUGUCGGAGAUGGUUGCAUUGAUCGAGAAUCAUUCAACGACAUCGCCGUGUUCGAAUUGGAAGAACCCAUCGAAUUCUCAAAAGACAUAUUCCCAGCCUGUCUUCCAUCUGCUCCAAAGAUCCCGAGGAUCAGAGAAACCGGAUAUAAGCUUUUUGGUUAUGGAAGAGAUCCUUCGGAUAGUGUUUUGGAGUCUGGAAAGUUGAAAUCGCUAUACUCGUUUGUUGCGGAGUGCUCCGACGAUUUCCCAUAUGGCGGGGUGUAUUGUACGUCGGCAGUGAAUAGAGGAUUGUCUUGUGAUGGUGACAGUGGCUCGGGAGUUGUCCGAACAUCGGACACUCGAAAUGUUCAAGUUCUCGUAGGUGUUUUGUCAGCCGGAAUGCCUUGUCCAGAACUCUACGAUACCCAUAAUCGUCAACGUCAGCAACGGAGACAGCUGACUCAAGAGACUGAUCUUCUCGUGGAUGUCUCGGCACACGUGGAUUUCUUCUGCACGUGCUGUGGAAUGUGCAGUUGAAAGUUUAAGAUUCAAACAUUUCAUUUCGUUUUUAAUAUAAGAAUGCUGAAAUAAAAGUGAACGUUGAGUAA
Molecule: messenger RNA, 1178 nt
Organism: Caenorhabditis elegans
Lineage: Eukaryota; Metazoa; Nematoda; Chromadorea; Rhabditida; Rhabditidae
Gene: try-9
Product: Peptidase S1 domain-containing protein
Exons: 4
Coding region: 268-1107 (279 amino acids)
Biological process (GO): proteolysis
Molecular function (GO): peptidase activity; serine-type endopeptidase activity; hydrolase activity
Source: RefSeq, marked reviewed